AUGGCGAUCUCCCCUGCUUUCUUGGAGCCAGCAGCUGUCUGUUAUGGCGCGUCCAUGUUCUCAGCUUUCCGCUCACGGUGCAGCGGCACGCACGCGCUUGCAUUCGUUGCGAUCGCCUUUUUCUGCGGCGCAGCGGGCCUGGCGUCAGCAGAUGGGCUUCUUCCCGUGCCUGCAACUGUCACAAACGAGCUUGGCGCAUAUUACCUCACAAGGCUUGCCGCCGACGGACAGGGCUUCGUAUUUUACUCCACCUUGAUCGGCCGCAACGUCCGCGGAUCUAACGCGUAUGCUCAGGUGAACGGUAUCUCCUCGGAGUCUCCAAAAGACGCAGCAAAGAAGACAUCCUUGGUGCGCGGGGUAUAUAGCGAGAAUACUAUGGGUGGCAGCACGGUGGUGGAGGUCUUCUUCAAGCCUCUACGUUGUGAAGAAGACACAUGCUACAAGCUCAGUCGGGUCGUUGCACUGAAGUCUCCAGACUCUUUGGAUUCGCAGGAUGCUGUUCUUGGGUACUUGAGACUUGGCGUUGGCGCCACGCAAUGGCUGGUCAAUGCAGACCAAGUCACAGUCAACAAUUAUCUUCGUGAAACGGCGACGGAGAACGAGUAUUACGACUCCACUUAUCAGUCUCAGCUUUUUUACAAGGUGUCCGUCCCUCGCGCUCCGUGCAGCUCGGCAGCCCCGCGCACGAGCGUUGGGGCUGUUGCCGAGUUUGAGGGUUUGCCACAGUUGGCUUGUUUGAGCUACCAAGGGGUUCAGUUUAUGGCGGGGGUGAAUGACCGAUCUUAUUACCUGUCGCUGCUCCAAGCAUACGCAGUUCCAGCGGCGCAAUGCGACGGCUCAGUAGCCCUGUUCUACAUACUGAACGGCGAGGCCACGGGACCCUGGAUCAUUGUUAGGCGGUCCCAACCAGAGGCCGUGCCUCUCUCCGUACUCAUGUACCUUCCAACAGAUGCCCUGCCUGAGUGUUUCCCCUUGUAUGAUAGUACGAUUGCCACGCUCCAGGCAACAGUGCUAUUGGCGAGGAUGGACUUUGGCCCUGUUACACGGUCAGGUCAGAUAUUGCUUGACAGCGUUCCUGCAUCGAUCCAGGCCCUUGGCUUUAACGGCACGUGCAGCCCCAGCUACUUUGGCAGCACAAAUUUCGUUUUCAACGCGGACGACGUAGAAGGCAUCAAGAGUGAACCGAGCUCUGAUCCGGACUUCAUCGGCAAGCUCGUUCCUUACAAUGGCACUGGGGCAUGUUCCUGUGUCCUGGGCCGAGACAAAGCCGGGCCUCUCCUUACAACCGCCUUUGAUACAACCUGCGCUCAACUUUACUAUGGGGACUCCGGCCAGCAGCGAGAGGCCGUGGUAACAUUCGGCCACCUGGACGCGGAGAACCCUCCCCCAGACAACCUCACAACGUGGGCGGAGAUACUCAGCACGGAAUGCGCGGCCGGGAACCACUUAACUAUCCGCAGUAUCCUACCCCAAAUCGCCAUCGACUUCGAGACGGACAAGGCCGCCCUGCUGAGCGCGACGGAGGUGAAGCUGCACCUGGACAGCGUAACCGCGAACGCGGCGUCGAUCCUGGCGGUCGAGGUCGCGCUGUGCGCGAGCGGGGUGGGCAACAUAGUCGCGCAGUUCGUCGCGCGCUUCGAGUUCUACCGGCACGGCCACCUGCCGCAGCUCGCCGCGGGGGCUUUCUCUGCGGUCGGCACCGGGCUUCUAAUCACUCUCUUCAACGCGCCCAACCUCGCGCUGGUGGCCCGCUCGCUGCGCAACUUCGACGCGGUGCGGGAGUACACGCAGACGAGCGUGCGGCAGUAUAAGCCGAGCAACUACUCGGCGGUGCUUAUGGCGGAGACGCACGCGUUUGUGACCGUGCGCGGCUCCCGCGCGACGGCCUUUGUCGGCCUCGGGCUGUACGCGCUUACGCUGUUGUUCUGCGUCGGGACCGCAGUGGCCGAGUUUCGGCAAAUCGCACGGCGCAGGAGCGAUGCGACGAACCGCCUCGGACGCAAGGCCCUGACCGCGGACCGCCACUUGCUGGUGGAGUGGCGCGGCACGGACGCCCUCCUCUUUGACACUCUCCAGCUGCGGAUCGACCGGGCGACCGGUAUCAGCGCCCCUUCAACUGCGAUGCACGGUGUCAAGCAGGUCAAGUCUCAGGCCUCCCUUCCGGACUCUGACACCUCAUCAGGGACCGACCCGCUAUGGAGGGGCUCCAGCCAGGAGAUCGAGAUGCAGGGGGGGGGAGAAGCUCAGCCGGAAGACUACCCCGGGAUAGCCGGGUUUGACUCCUCUUCGAGGCGGAUGCCGCCGCGGUUUACCAGGUUUGCCCGGAUGAACGGGCUGACGCAAUGAAUGACGCUUGGAGUGCGAGGUGCUGAGGGCGGAGGAAGGGAGUGUGUUUACGGUUACGCAACAGUGAAGAACGAGACGUUAUCGGAAUCGAAGUUACCAAGAACGGCUUAUUUUGACUUGGCAAUAUUCCAGCGCCUCUUCGGCUCGAAGCAGGUUUUUAUGUGGGUGUUAGCGUGUGUACGUAUAUGAGCGUGUGCGCUCCAACGGGGUACGUGACUGACUAGCUCUUGUAAUUAUCUAGCAAGGGCCGCAAGGUGGAUGCUAUUCUGGGUUGUAGAUAGAAGUCGAAGGGUGAUGACGAGCAGAGAGAUUGGGAGUAUAGCUAAAAGUUCACAAUUACUCUCUUCCGUGAAUGUCCAAGUCAAAAAACAUACCUUUUCAGAGCAAGCACGAUACUAACUAUUUCACAGCUGACUAACAUUAGUAUUCUUAAUCUGAAAGUGGUUAUAAAGUGGCGGUGACAAUUGUCUGUUCGUCAGUUUACAGAUGUAGGUCUAAUUUGCAGUAAAGCCUGGACAUAGUUUACCAAGACUUAAC
Molecule: messenger RNA, 2883 nt
Organism: Klebsormidium nitens
Lineage: Eukaryota; Viridiplantae; Streptophyta; Klebsormidiophyceae; Klebsormidiales; Klebsormidiaceae
Source: the annotation of a GenBank genome assembly